AUGGCCUAUAUACUCCAUUGCCUAUAUACUCCAUUGCCUAUAUACUUCAUGGCCUAUAUACUCUAUUGCCUAUAUACUCCAUUGCCUAUAUACUCCAUUGCCUAUAUACUCCAUUGCCUAUAUACUUCAUGGCCUAUAUACUCCAUUGCCUAUAUACUUCAUGGCCUAUAUACUCCAUUGCCUAUAUACUCCAUUGCCUAUAUACUUCAUUGCCUAUAUACUCCAUUGCCUAUAUACUCCAUGGCCUAUAUACUCCAUUGCCUAUAUACUCCAUUGCCUAUAUACUUCAUGGCCUAUAUACUCUAUUGCCUAUAUACUCCAUUGCCUAUAUACUCCAUUGCCUAUAUACUCCAUUGCCUAUAUACUCCAUUGCCUAUAUACUCCAUUGCCUAUAUACUCCAUGGCCUAUAUACUCCAUGGCCUAUAUACUCCAUGGCCUAUAUACUCCAUUGCCUAUAUACUCCAUUGCCUAUAUACUCCAUUGCCUAUAUACUUCAUUGCCUAUAUACUCCAUUGCCUAUAUACUCCAUGGCCUAUAUACUCCAUGGCCUAUAUACUCCAUUGCCUAUAUACUCCAUUGCCUAUAUACUCCAUUGCCUAUAUACUCCAUUGCCUAUAUACUCCAUUGCCUAUAUACUCCAUUGCCUAUAUACUCCAUUGCCUAUAUACUCCAUUGCCUAUAUACUCCAUUGCCUAUAUACUCCAUUGCCUAUAUACUCCAUUGCCUAUAUACUCCAUUGCCUAUAUACUUCAUGGCCUAUAUACUCCAUUGCCUAUAUACUUCAUGGCCUAUAUACUCCAUUGCCUAUAUACUCUAUUGCCUAUAUACUUCAUGGCCUAUAUACUCCAUUGCCUAUAUACUCCAUUGCCUAUAUACUCCAUUGCCAGGUUUUAUAA
Messenger RNA from Lottia gigantea (owl limpet), 897 nucleotides. RefSeq lists its product as hypothetical. The transcript has a single exon. The record is from RefSeq and is a predicted model, not a curated record. The coding region runs from base 1 to 897 and encodes 298 amino acids. Lineage: Eukaryota; Metazoa; Mollusca; Gastropoda; Lottiidae.